CCGAGCAAGGUUUCGAUUCUCGCAGCCACCCCACCGGCUACACUGCGGGAGUGGACAGGGGUUGCCACAGCGAAUGGCGAGUGAGACAGCCUGCAUGCCGGAGCCCGUCCAGGCCAACGGGGCUUGCCGCUGGCGCUGCCCUGAGCACAGCGAACGCCCGGCUGAGCUCUUCUGUCGCCGCUGCAGCCGUUGCGUGUGCGCGCUGUGCCCGGUGCUGGGUGCCCACCGCGGCCACCCGGUGGGCCUGGCCCAGGAGGAGGCUGCGAGCGUGCAGAAACUCUUCCAGGAGUGUUUAGAGUGUUUGGCGACCAAGAAGCGGCAACACGCUGACAACAUAGCCCACUUGGAAGACGCCGGGGAAAAGCUCAAGGUUUAUGCAGACUCAAGUAAAGCCUGGCUGACACAGAAAUUUACCGAACUCAGAUUACUCCUUGAUGAAGAGGAAAUACUUGCCAAACAAUUCAUCGAUAAGAACACAGAGCUCACCCUCCAGGUGUACAGCGAGCAAGCCGAGUCUUGCAGGAAGCAAAUUGAGGUCAUGGAUGAUUUCUACACCAGGGUGUGGGUCAUGAGCCUGGAGCCCAACCCCGUUCAGCUGCUGCAGGCAUAUGUAGCCACUAAGUCAGAGAUGGGACAGCAGAUGAGCCCCUCGGAGCUGAGCCACCCUGUGCCCCUGUCCUUCGAGCCCGUCAAGAACUUCUUUAAGGAGUUUAUGGAAGCCAUUCGGGACACUUUACAGACACCAGUGGACACUCGCCUGAAGGAAAACAUGAACUGCCAACUCUUGGGAUCCUCCGGCACCAAGCCAGGCACCCUGUUGAAAAUCAGCCCUUCUCCAGAGAGAUCACUCUUCCUGAAAUGUAAGACCGGGAGUGGGGGAGGGAGGCUGGUGAGGAGCAAAGGGCCGCGCCCCGCGCCCCGGUUCGACACUCUGCGUCAGGUGCUGGGCCGCGACGGCUUCGCAGCCGGCCGCCACUACUGGGAGGUGGACGUGCAGGAGGCAGGCGUGGGCUGGUGGGUGGGCGCGGCCUACCCGUCCCUGCGGCGCCGCGGGUCCUCGGCUGCCUCCCGCCUGGGCUGCAACCGCGAGUCGUGGUGCGUGAAGCGCUACGACCUCGAGUACUGGGCUUUCCACGAUUGCCAGCGAAACCGCCUGCGGCCCCGUCGCGAUCCCCACCGGAUCGGCAUCUUCCUGGACUACGAAGCUGGCGUCCUGGCCUUCUACGACGUGGGCGGUGGCAUGAGCCACUUGCACACCUUCCACGCCACCUUCCAGGAACCGCUCUACCCGGCCCUGCGCCUCUGGGAGGGGGCCAUCAGCAUCCCCCGGUUGCCCUAGGCGACCAUGCUUCCUUUUCUAGGUUGAUCUAAGGGCUCUGCCCACGCAACCCCGGCGCUACCUGUGUCUGGGACACCAUCAUGCAGCGCCUAGAACCUCCUGGCACACAGCAGGCACACAGUAAUUUUCAUUGAAAGAGUCCCGGCGGAGGCUCUGCACCUCCUUAAAGGUCUCCAUUGGAGUCAACUGCUCUCCAGCCACUUCAGUUUGUCCCGGCCACCUUGAGCCAGAGAACCCGAGAAGGUUCCCAGUCUCCUGCUCCUCUUGCAUCUUCAUCUUCUACACUGAAACCAGGGUGAACGACUUGAAACCUAGCUCCGCCUCUUGAGGUUAGAAGGGGGUUCUCAAAAAGGCACAGAAAAAACAGGAAAGCCUUCUUAGCGUCCCGACUUUUCUGGCCUGCUCUUUGACGGCCUACCCUCACCCAGGUGCUGAAAGUCUUCUGUUCACACAUUCUUCAGGCAGAAGCUAAUUCACAGUUUUGCCUCUUUAAACGGUUGUGCGUUCCAGCAUAAAUAGGAAAACCAUCUCUUCGCCUGUCUCACUUAUCGGACUUAUCUGCUCAAGAAGCACCCCCCUAAAAAAAAUUUGAGGCUUACAAAUAUAGGACCUGUCAUUCCAGCUGCUUUCUAAGGACAUUUGCGUCCCUUUCCUUCCCCCCCCCCCCACCAAAAAUGGUUCAGAAAGACCCCUUCCAGGCGAUGAAUGAGUGAUCAGUUGGCUGCUACUCACAGAAGGGAAAACUACCGAGGAUGGCUCCAAGGUGGAUUUGACGGGACAUAGCUAAUAUGGGAGCCGUACUCUUGAUGCUACAUCUUCUUCAUCCACAAAAGACCAAGAGCUUUUCCCACACGCACCACUGCAGGGGCCAAGCCAGGCAUCUCUUAACAAUCGUACCAGGCGUUAUCACACGUAGUUGUCCACUGCACACCUUACAUCCCUCCAAAGUGGGGACAUGAGCCCAUCGUUCACGCAGCAGAAUUGGUACACUUGAGUCAGGUGACUGGCCCAAGAUAACGGAACCAGUUGCAGUCCGGGUCUGUGCUCCCAGCAGGUGGUGCUGUGGACACGACAGCCCGGCUCCCUGUUGGCAGUGACCACCUCAGCUUUUCCCACCUGCCUCCUUGGGCCGCAUCUGCCUCUAGAUUACCUCCGCUGGUCUCUGAGACAGGUUUCCUACCCUUCACAGUGUGGGGUGGGACUGUUCUGAGUAUAAAGCAGGAAAAUUGGUCUGGGCCAAGGUUUGUGCUGACCGGAAGCCUAGUUUCCCAGCUGUGUGGUCUUGUUAAAUGACACUUUUCUAUUCGUGGCCCCCAUCUGUGAAGUGCGGGUCAGUGCCAGAAGACUCAAGCGAGCCAAAGCUAGUGAAAUUGCCUUAAUAACUACUUUGUAUCGGGUUAGGAUCUAACAUCUCCAACAGAUUCUCCCCUGUACCUUGUCAAAUUGUGGGACCAUGGAUGCCCAGCAGGUGGGUGGCAGCCGCCGGGGCUGCCCUAAUACUCUCAGGGCAGUUUCCUUGGGAUCCAUGUUCUUUAAGGUAGAAGGCAUCUGUCUUGAUGCUCUUGGUUUUGUAGAAUUUACCUCAAAGGUAAACCACAAAUUAUUUUCCCAUGGUGCAUGGGCUAGAACCAGUGGCCUUUGCGCAUCCCAGGUGUGUGCUCCACAGAGCUACACUCUGGCCCCAGCGGGUGUUUGUUUCAUAAGAAAAAGGUUUAGUCCAGGCCAACCCCGUGGGAAAUGGAGGACAGACACCUCUGUCUCAAAUGUCCAGCUUCAAGGGCCAGACUGUGGGACAUAAGAUUCCUGAGACUGGGCUCAGCAGGGACUGAUUCUUCAGAGAGUUCUCAGACCUGGGGCCAGCUGCUGUGAUUUCUGGGCACUAGCUCCCAGAAAGGCCUGUGUAUCAUUUCCUUUGAGCACAUGGUUUCAGUCCGUGUUGGCUAGUGACAGCCAUAUUUUUAAAUGACAAGUUCUCUAAUAAUAUGCAUUGUGUAAUAAAAUACGAAUGCUCUCCCGUGUAA
Myodes glareolus (Bank vole) is the source of this 3360-nucleotide messenger RNA. NCBI's taxonomy places the organism in Eukaryota, Metazoa, Chordata, Mammalia, Rodentia, Cricetidae. The record is from RefSeq and is a predicted model, not a curated record.